Molecule: messenger RNA, 2235 nt
Organism: Schizophyllum commune H4-8
Lineage: Eukaryota; Fungi; Basidiomycota; Agaricomycetes; Agaricales; Schizophyllaceae
Exons: 3
Coding region: 439-2139 (566 amino acids)
Source: RefSeq, a predicted model, not a curated record
AUCGGCUGGGCGACCUUCCUCCUUUUCGGCAUCUUCGACAUCUUCAUCGCGUUGUUUACCGUCGCUGUACUCAAAGAGACGCGUGGGCUGUCGAUGGAGGAGGUGGACCGUUUAUACUUUUCUGGGAAGACGCCCGAGCGGUCGCCGUCGCCAUCCGUGUCAAAAGACUCGCUUGAGCGUGUCACGGAGUCGGAGGUGGGGAAGUAGGACAGUCCUGGAUGUAAGGAUCACAGGGAGGAUUGCUUUAGCACGAUUUCAACGACCGAACAUACCUACAUCAUCUGUUGUAUCAUUAGAAACUGCUCUCAAGACCUUGAAGACGAUAUCCUCGAUGUCUGCCCAGUCACAUGCAGUAUAUGAUUAGGGUGCUAUUCGGGUGCACAGCUUGGCGACCUCGAGCGAACAAAUAUUUGUUCCGUCGUCUUUCUCACGUCCGUGAUGCCGACGCUCACUGAUCUCGCCUUAUCUUUUGCGGUCAUCGUCCCCGUCGCCUUCUACGCCCACAGCAGGAUCCAGCUCCCAAAGAAAGCGCGCCGCGGCUAUGUGCUCUUCAACUCGGUCACCCAUGCGCGUCUUCUCCCUGCGGAGUCCUCGCACUCCUUCACCUACCCCACAAUCUCGCUCUUCGUCUCCCUGAACGCCCUCGAGGCGCACGAACUCGAUCUUGGGCCUGCUGGACUGCUGCUCGCCUACGGGAGGAGAUUCGGAACGCUCCUGGGUCUGCGAUCGAAGCCAUACCUUCGCGAGGGCGAUGCGGGCAUCCGCGACAAACUCGAUGCAUUAUUGCGCGAGAGGAGGAUACUCGUAGACGGCGAGAAGCUGAUCGAGGACGUCUGGAUGAUGACGAUGCCGAGCUUCAUGGGCUUCGAGGGGAUCAAUCCGCUCACGGUGUACUUCGUGUAUGCGCAUGGCAGUGGGGCGCUUUGGCUCGUAGUCUUGGAGAUCCACAACACCUUCGGAGAAGCACACGUCCACGUUCUGGAGUGCGGCGUGAAGGAAGACGUGCAAGCAAUUCCCUCUGGCUACAGCCACCAAUGGACCUUCCCCCGCGCAUUCCACGUCUCCCCCUUCAACUCUCGCGCCGGAUUCUACACCGUCUCCGUCAAAGCCCCCUCUCAUAUCCCCAUCCCAGCCUCCUCCCCACCUCGCCCCGCCAUCCGCGUCCAUCUCCACAAUCCCGAUUCCACGAAUCCAAACAAGCCCGGCGACCUCAAACUCACCGCCCUCCUCCGCGCAACCUCGUCCGAAGUGCUGUCCAGCGGCUCCCUUCUGCGUACCCUGGCCCGCGCACCUUUCGCACUGCUGCUCCCGAUGGCACGCAUCCUGUACCAGGCAUACAUCCUGCACUACGUCAAGCGACUCGACGUCUACAUCCGCCCAGAGCCGAUCUAUGGCGCCGGCGGGGUGCGCUGGCUGAAGGAAGGCUUCCUGGAGCGGCGUGCGCGCCUCGUCCUGGAGGAAUUCCUGCGGAAACGCGCAGAAGAGCUCGGCACCGCUGUUUCACUCGUCCCUGCAGAUCCAGAUGGCCGCACGGUGACAUUCUACCCGGAUAAUCAAGCUGGUGUGCCGAGUCAAGCUAACGCCCCCGGCUCGCACCUGGAAAUCCGCUACCUCACGCCGCGGUUCUUCAUGCUUAUGCUUGCUGCACCAUCCGCCGAACAUGCACUUCUCCUCGGCUAUGAGACAGACUGUGUCAUCAUUCCCUCGUCGAUCGACCUAUUCCUGCGUGUAUUCUCCUCACCGCUCGAAGUCUCGACGGGCUCGCUCUCCUCCGAGUCGCCUGCGGGAUUGCCCUCCUCCGGUUCACUUGCGGGUUCACUCUCCUCAGAACCUCCAGCGGAACCGCUUUCUUUUAGUCAAGAGAUACGCUUAGCUCCGCUGCCAGACUCGAUAACGCUGCCAAUCCCCGCGAAACAUUUCUCACAUCCAUAUGGCUCUUCAACCGUAAUCACGCUGCUUCAACUGUAUCUGGACGCUCUGGAACGGCGCAUAUUCUCGCUCGUCGGCGCACGCGUCGUACCGGGAGACGAGCCUUGGCUCCAGUGGGAGCGGGCAGCACGCGUCUACAAAGGCGGCAGGGUCGAGAGGCAGCGGGACGCCCUCGGCCUGGGGAGCGUCCGCUCCGAUCCCGCGAAGUGAAUAAACAUCUGGAACCGCAACUACUGUGCGCCUUUCCUAAGGGCCUGCCACUCUUCCUGCAAGAUCCCCAUGUCGAUCAUAUCGACCCAGUCGCCG